AUGCCAUGUUUAUGGACCUGGAUUCUGUUAUUGUACACAGGUUAUACUUUGUGCGAUAGGAGUACAGUGUCUGUGGUAAACAGCGAUAAAUAUUCGCUGGCUCGUGAUAGACGAUAUUUAAUCUACGAUGUCAAUCAUGGGGAAGGCUUCAAUCUCAGGAGAGACGUUUACAUGAGGAUAGCUAAUACUGUGAGGUUGCUCAGGAAAGCUGGAGAACCCUUCGUCCUUGUGCUUCCUCCCUGGGGAGGUCUCUAUCACUGGCAGACUCAGGGAAUCAAAUUACGAUGGUCCUUGUUUUUCGAUGUAGAAAGUUUGAACGAGUUCAUACCUGUAGUGGAGUUCGAGGAUUUCCUGAAAGAGAAUGGACCUUUUCUGGAUCAGGUUGUCUAUCUACAACCGUACAAGGAGGGCUGGGGUGACGAGUACAAGUUAAAGUACGACCACAGACCUUGCAUCGAUGGUUCUAGAUUCUAUCAUCAGGAAAGCGAAAGUUCAUGGCGCGGUUGGUUUUUCUCCUAUGACGAAGUGCGAGCUAAGAAAUUCGAGUGUAUUUCGAUCCAAGGCGAUUCGGCAACGUUAAGAGACCUCAUCCUCAAAGAGAUGACUAUAUUCUUCGAUCGAGGAGAAGCAGUUCUCCACGAAAAUUACGGCGACGUAUACUAUUGGGAAGCGCGACGAAGCAUGCGCUAUGCCAAGUAUCUUAUAGAGGCUGGAAAUCAGUUCAGGUUGCUGUUCAAUUUUCAGAGUUUUUCAAUAUUCAAAAUUUUUGUGAAAAUCAGAAAAAGGAAUGCAAAAUUCCGUCGAUCUUUGAAGUAUAAAUGA
This is a messenger RNA of Haemonchus placei, 822 nucleotides long. Lineage: Eukaryota; Metazoa; Nematoda; Chromadorea; Rhabditida; Trichostrongylidae. The record is from the annotation of a GenBank genome assembly.